CCUACAGGAAAAAGUUUAUUACAGCGGAAUAUAACCCUCUCUGGCUUUAGGAUUGGGUUUGCAUUUCUUCUCAGAAGGGGCCAGCUUGUACAUGAAGUAGUGGGGGUUGAACAUUUGGGAAAGCCCUUUUUUCUUGGACUGCUGACGCGUACCGCGGCUACGUGCUGCUCCGGAGCCCCGCGGAUUACUUUCCAACUUUAACAGCCUCCACCAUGAUACUUCACUUUCUAGCUUUAGGGGCCUUUGUUUUUCAGGCUGAAUGUUACUUUUCGGAGGAGAAGUAUCCGGAAGAGUCGAAAAUGCAGCCUCCAACCGUGGUUAUCGCUAUCAUAGCGAGAAAUACUGCUCACUCCCUGCCGUACUACCUCGGAGCUCUGGAGAGACUCAACUACCCCAAAGAUCGUAUCUCUGUGUGGGCAGCCACGGAUCACAACAUAGAUAACACCACAGCCAUACUGAAGGAGUGGCUGACUGUCAUGCAGAAAUAUUACCAUUAUGUUGAGUGGAGACCAAUGGACAAGCCAACGUCCUAUGCUGGAGAGCUGGGUCCUAAGCAUUGGCCCAACAGCAGAUACGAAUAUGUGAUGAAGCUGAAACAAGCAGCGCUCAACUUUGCCAGGAAACGCUGGGCUGAUUAUAUCUUGUACGCAGACACAGACAAUAUCCUCACAAAUCCAGAAUCCCUCAACCUGCUGAUAGCAGAAAACAAGUCAGUCAUCGCUCCUAUGUUAGAUUCUCCGGGAGCGUACUCUAACUACUGGUGUGGUAUUACUCCACAGGGAUAUUAUCGUCGAACAGCAGAGUACUUCCCCACCCGUCAUCGUCACCGAGUGGGCUGCUUCCCUGUGCCUAUGGUCCACAGCACCCUGCUGCUGGAUUUGAGGAAGGAGGGCAUGAAAAAACUUGCUUUCUAUCCUCCUCAUGAGGACUACUCGUGGCCCUACGACGAUAUUAUUGUUUUCGCCUUCUCCUGUCGGGCUGCAGAGAUACAGAUGUACCUGUGCAACAAGGAGCGCUACGGCUACCUGAACGUUCCGGCCAAACCGCACUUCACCUUAGAAGACGAUCGCCUCAACUUUGUCCAUGUUCACCUUGAGUCUAUGAUCGACGGGCCACCCAUGUAUCCUUCCCGUUUCAUCCACAUGUUUCCAAAACAGAGAGACCUCCUGGGAUUUGAUGAGAUUUAUCUGAUUAACCUGCGACGGCGUCCUGACCGCAGAGACAGGAUGUUGUUCUCUCUAAACGAGCUUGAGAUUGAUGUCAAAGUGGUCGAUGCCGUGGAUGGAAAUGCACUGAACAGCAGUGACAUUAAGAUUUUGGGUGUCGACCUGCUGCCAGGAUACUAUGACCCAUUCUCUGGACGCACUCUGACCAAAGGAGAAGUGGGCUGCUUCCUCAGUCACUAUUACAUCUGGAAGGAGAUGGUGGACAUGCAGAUGGAUAAGGCCCUGGUAUUUGAAGACGAUGUUCGCUUUCAGGCCAACUUCAAGCGACGAAUACUCAAAAUGAUGCAGGAUGUGGAGCAGGUUGAGCUGGACUGGGACAUCAUAUACUUGGGCAGGAAGCAGGUGAAUCCUGGAAAGGAGGAGCCAGUGGAGAACGUUCGUAACUUGGUGAUGGCCGACUACUCGUAUUGGACUCUGUCCUACGCUAUCUCCCUACAGGGAGCCCAGAAACUCCUCAAUGCUGAGCCACUUUCCAAGAUGCUGCCUGUCGAUGAAUUCCUCCCCAUUAUGUACGACAAACAUCCGAAUGAGGACUACAAAUCCCACUUCCCCAAUAGAAACUUACAAGCCUUCAGUACACACCCCCUGCUGGUCCAGCCAUGUCACUACGCCGGUGAUCCCCAGUGGGUGAGCGACACAGAGACGUCGACCCUGUGGGAUGAUGACUCUGUGAGGACUGAUUGGAGGGGCUCCCACAAGACCCUGAAAGGGGCUGCCCCGGCACCCGAGAUGCUGUCAGUUGCCUACAGGGAUGAACUUUAGUGCAGCGCAAAUGUAGCUGAGGAGAAUCUGCAGGUCCACAGGCCAUGAGGCCAGAGAGACUGUUACUGAGCAGAGAGAGAUACUUUCACUCCACCUUGUGUCAUAAAACUGACAUGCUCAGUGUCAUUUAACCUGAGCUUCUUAGAUAGGAGGCAACAACAUAAGAUAUGGUGUUCGUUUCGACUUUGUGUAAAGACAUGCACAGUUGUCUCGGUGUAAUAAAUGCGUCAACUUGCACAAUAGAUUUUUCUCAAACAACUCCAUGUUUAGAGUGUUUUUUGUGCUUUUCUUUUACUUUGCUCAGACAUUUAGUUUAGUUGCUUCAUUUAGAUUGUUAAUUCAUUCUGUAUGGUUUGUGUCAAGUUACCUGGUUAAAUGUACUCCUGUGAUAGUGCGUAAUCUGUUGAUCAUAUUCUAACCGAGGGUUCAGUAAUUGCACUGUUAACAACUCCUGGCAAGUCUGGAAAAAAGUCUGAAAUGUAUUGGCUAUUGGUUUUUUUCCUUCUCUUUUUUCGUGUUGCUAUAAUCUUUUUGUACAUUUCUGUGUUUGUGCGUGUCCUCCACUGGGGACUGGAGAGUUGAGUUAACACAAGUCUCGAAUGACCAUAAUUGAUAUUUUCUUUCAUAAUUUGUUCCAGACCUUUCUCAAACUUGUGUACCUCUGAAAACUAUGAAAGUUUAUAUUCAUUAAGUAUUUGAAUGUUUGCUUUUGAUCAGUUUAAGCUUCUUCAGAUUGAUUUUUUUUUUAACUUAAUGGAUUCACUUGGACUGUGUUUUACUCCCUAGCUGUUUUUAAUAUUUUCACAUUUAGCCAUGUUCACCUUUAAGAGUUUAACAUGAACUGGAAACAAAAUUACCUUCGUGUGAUUUUGGGCUGCCUCAAAUAGAAGCGCAUUUUAAAAUAUUACAUCAUGAUUUGAGAACCGUUUGAGAAGAUUUCAGGUUUUAUUACACUAUUACAACCACGAGAAAUUCAUCUAUAAAGUAUAAACACUUUUUUUUUGAUGGCCCAAUGACUUACAUAAAAUCUAUGCAACAUGUUGAGGCAUGAAGAGUGUAGCUUUGGUUUUUAUCCAGUUGUUUCCAGUUUUGGAGAGCGACCACAUGUUAUGUGUAAAAAGUAUAAAUAUUAUGUGUUGCUUAAGUGUUUAAAGGUCUUAAGAAAGUACAGCCUUUAACAGUCUUUUGUAGCAUCGCUGUCACUCCAGGAUUGAGCUGACACUCGUCUAGACAGGGUUGUAGUGCAGGUAACUGAUGUCGCAAGUUUGUGGAUUUGAUCAAGUCAAACUAAACUUGUAUUUCAUUUUUGUGCGCAUUGAUGAUGGUCUGUUUCGUAUAUUGUUUUUGAUAUGAAGAUUUGUUUUCCUGCAAAUAUCUUAAAUUAUUUGUUUUUCUUUGUGAAUCACAGAUGAGUCGCACAACGUGAUGUACGACACGCGGGUCCAAUUACUUUUUGUCUCUAUGUCUUUGAGCAAUAAAUGUAUAUUAAUAUUACGAUUCAUUAAUUGCCACUGAUUUCACAUCUGGAUAGCAAGCAGCUCGGAAUUUAAAUACAAAUAUUUUUGCAGUAUUAUAGAAAUGGUUAUGGACUGUUAGUUAAUAAAUCAACAUAUUUUAUUAAAUACACAAAGCUACCAUGUACUAAGAAUAAAAAACACAAGGGGGUACUGUUUCCUAAAUUCUGCUAUUGCAGCCAGAGUUUACAUACAUGCACACCUAUAGAUGUGUGUGUAGAUGGAGAAGUACAUAAAUGCAGUUUGUUGGAGAAAGACACAAUUUUCGCAGUGGAUUUUAAAUCAGUCAUUGUGAUUGACGUGCAGACUUUCAGUUUUUAUUCAAGGGGAUUUACAAAAAUUUUGCAUUAACUGUUAGGGAAUUAUAGUCAUUUUCAUAUACAGUCCCCCAUUUUUAGAGGCUCAGAACUGAUGAAAAUCCUUUUCAGCCAUCAGCAUUAAGUCUAAAAAAACCAUUGACAUUGUUAAAUGUGUUUCCUUCACUGAGAUGCUGGCUGCCAGGCCUUUACAGCAGCCACCAUCAGUUGCUGCUUGUUUUUAGGCCUCUUUGCCUUCAGCUUGUGUAUUUAAUAACUGAAAAGCAUGCUCUGUUGGAUUAUGACUGACUUGGCCACUGAAUAAUAUCUCAUUUCCUUGCCUUUAGAAAUGCUUUGGCUGUUUUUCUUAACCAAAUAAUUCUGUCGUCAUGCGCUUUAGUUGUCUUUUGUGGUUUUUCAGGCCCUGAGCUGGCCAGUGCAUUUAUUCUUAUUGACAAUGUACCAGUUUGUUGAUUUGACAAUUCCUAAAGUCUUUGCUGCCUCUGAUGGUUUAUUUAGCUUUUUUCUUUUCAGCAGAAUAAAGGCCUCGCUCACUGGUA
Messenger RNA from Oreochromis aureus, 4358 nucleotides. RefSeq names its product cerebral endothelial cell adhesion molecule (gene cercam). NCBI's taxonomy places the organism in Eukaryota, Metazoa, Chordata, Actinopteri, Cichliformes, Cichlidae. The coding region runs from base 213 to 1988 and encodes 591 amino acids. The transcript is spliced from 12 exons. The record is from RefSeq and is a predicted model, not a curated record.